Messenger RNA from Cylindrotheca closterium, 777 nucleotides. The record is from the annotation of a GenBank genome assembly. NCBI's taxonomy places the organism in Eukaryota, Bacillariophyta, Bacillariophyceae, Bacillariales, Bacillariaceae.
AUGGUCAAGCCCAAGCCGCAACCUUGUACUCUGGCCCUUCCGCCAGUUGCUCUUGAUGAACAGAAUCAGUCACAUCAAACUGCUACGACACCCAUAAUUUCAAAUCUUGCUGGUUUCCAGAGAGAGUUGCCUCUUAUAUGCCAAAGGAUCUUCCAGGCACUCGGAUCGCAACAAUCCGAAGCAACUUAUCAACGCUGCCUUUCCAUUGACCUCUUGGAUGCAGGAGUGGCCAAGGUACACUUGGAAGUGGAGCUUCCUCUGACAUAUAAAGGGGUCAUCGUCUCUUGCCGUCGAUCAGACAUGAUUGUGGAACUGGCUUGUGGCGGACGAGCUCUGUUGGAGUUCAAAGCUGUAAACAAAAUGACAGUGGAUCAUCGCAAGCAGACAGAAUACUACUUGCAUCAUUCGGAUAUCGAUGAUGGAUAUUUGAUCAAUUUUCCCCAUGACACUGGCUUUCCAAAUGUCACUGACAAAUCGUCAUUUGAAUACAGCGGCCUUGCUGGUAUUACCGAACAACUUAACAGCGUGGUGUUGGGUGGACCCGUACUACGCCUUCGGAACGAUCCAAAGAAUCGUGAGGUGGAAGUUGUCCAUAUCCUCCGUAGAAACAAGGUCAUAGAUGCAAAGAAGGAAGGGAAAAUUCCUCCGACAAAAGUGACAGCAGCUCCUUUGCCAACGCUGGGGCUCACCAAGAAGGGUCUGCCCUGUAAGAAUUGCAAGAAAGAAAACCGAUUAUGCCGCAUUCACAAGAGUCAGGCGGUGGGGUGCGAGGUUUGA